AACGUUUGACAGUUUGGAAUUUCAUUGGUGCCAUUGGGUUUACGCUUUGUGGCGCCCUUGGAUACGCUGCGCAAGUCAGCACCAAGGCUGCAUAUCAGAGUUCCCUUUCCACAUUCUGGGGUGGAUGGGCUUUUCUCAUUGGCAGCAUCUUGCAGUGGUACGAAAGCGUCAAUAGUGUAUAAUCAUAAAGUACAACUUGCCGCCUUCCAUUUGAAAUGAAAUUGGGAACGAAGCUGGCCGAGGCGGUCCCUGCCCCUAUCUUAAUGUUCCCAGAUCAAUCCAACCCUUGAUAAAAUAAAAAGCACACGUCGAUUUAGCACCGAAUUUCUUUCCUCAACUCACGUCUUUGCAGGUCUUUUUUGAUACCCAGAAGAUGGUUUUCACUCCAGACGCUACCUUGAUUAUACGUUCAAAAGAGUAUGGCGAUGGGUCGGAGUACGAUAUCGGCUCUACUUCGUCAAUGAUUCCUGAUCACUACGUGAAACGAAUUUGGAGAAAGCCAGGACUUCUUGCUGGUAAUGGUACAAGAACGGUCCAAUACAUCAACAAAAGUCUUGAUUCCAGUGAUCGUUCUAUCGCAUACUCGGCGACUGAGACGAAAGAAUUGCUGGUGUUUCGAGUCGGGGGAUACAAAAAUUCAGGAGAGCCGUUUGCCAAAGUUCAAUGGGUCCCAGGCAGUGGAAAACCAACGGACAAGAGCAUUGUCACCCUCGGCAAUAAAACUGGAGUUCUUAAGGAUAUUUUGAAGAAGAGCAAUACGCUAUCAACCAGCAGAAUGUUUGUAGGACCUGACGGCGUGGAAUACAAAUGGAAGAUCAUCUGGGUUGGCAAUGAUCCAGCAUUUCCAGAAGCGACGUUCCGUACGCUCUAUGCUCGACAUUCAAAGCAUCCAAUAGCAACAACUGCACGUCUCACGUCUAGAGAUGGCUUACCGCAGGACGAAUCAUACCCUAUAUACAUUGCCGAGCAAGGUUUGAACAUGCAACACUACAUAGUCGCUACAUUGGCGGUCCUGGAAUCUUUUUCGCCUUCUGCAUGACCACCUCAAGCGUAUUACAGAGAUUCCUCCCCUCCACUGCUUUGAGCCAGUAAACUGUUUUCAGAGGCGACGAUAGUACAUCAUUACCUCCUUUCUCUCGUAAGGAUUUAACCUCAUUUCAUUCCUUGUCAUUCUUCGGAUUAUUAGUUAUAUCUUAAUUUUAAUACUGUUUACUGUGGAU
This is a messenger RNA of Lentinula edodes (shiitake mushroom), 1220 nucleotides long. RefSeq lists its product as uncharacterized. The record is from RefSeq and is a predicted model, not a curated record. The transcript is spliced from 5 exons. Bases 374 to 1039 code for a protein of 221 amino acids. Lineage: Eukaryota; Fungi; Basidiomycota; Agaricomycetes; Agaricales; Omphalotaceae.